Lingula anatina is the source of this 2380-nucleotide messenger RNA. RefSeq lists its product as uncharacterized. The record is from RefSeq and is a predicted model, not a curated record. Gene Ontology annotation, molecular function: protein binding. Lineage: Eukaryota; Metazoa; Brachiopoda; Lingulata; Lingulida; Lingulidae.
GAAACACUGACAUUUGGAAUAUACCCCAGCACAGGUGGAAAUAUGCCAUCCAUGUGUGCUGCUUAAGAUGCCCUAUGAUGAAAAGGAUUAUUCAGAUGAUUUUCAAUCAGAUGAAGAGGACACAGAAAUAGCAAGGAUUACAGGCAGACCUCCAUUGAAUACAGCUCACGCUCCCACAAAACACAAGAAAACAUCUCAGUUGGUGCCAUCAGUAUCAAGAAUGCGGCGAGGAGGGUCGCCAAGCAAGGGGCGUACAGGAAGUGCCCCGCAGAAAAAUGUACGAGAAAUGUGGUUGGACACUGUGAAGAAGAGGACAGGGGACAUGGCAUCAGGUAAAAACAAGGGACACCUGGGGAAGAGAUCCCCCAUGGAAUACUGGACUGAUACCCUCAGGAAGAGUGGAGCUGUGAAGGACAACAGUAGCAUGACGUUCCGUGACCGCCAUGUUGCAGACAGAGAUAUGGCAUACCUGAGCACUAGCCACUAUAUGAGACAGAUGGCAGGGACAGAGAAACCGCGGCCUGGAGGUGGAGACCCCACAGCCAGGGCAGCCAAGGGAACACCUGCCUAUAAAACACCUGAAGAAUAUUAUGAUGAAAUUCUCGAACUCAGAAAGCAAAUUGCAGCAAUAUCAAGUGAAAAUUCUACGCAAAAAGCCAGAGUACGCAGGCUUGAGGAAGACAACUUGAAAAAGGAAAGAGAAAUAGAAACUCUCCUGGACCCAAGUAAGAGUGAAGAAAUGCGGCGGACCCUGGGGGACAGAAAGCCUGACACUGGUGCUGUUAUCCAUAGUAUGAAACAGAAGGUGCUGAAACUGGAGCAACAACUGAGGGAUAAGGAGAGCAACCUCACGAAAUUACAAGCAGAUUUAAAAACAACCAAAGUUGAAGAGCUGCGCCUGCAAAUGGAGGCAUUCUACCAGGAGGUAGUUCGCCUGCAAAACACCAGGGCGGCGCCAGCAACACAACAGUCUAGUCAGAGUUCUAAACCUGGUAAGGAAAAUCCGUCCAAAAUCAAAGCCUUGAAUGACACUAUCCUCAGAAUGAAUGAGAAAAAUGUCAAGCUGCAGACAGAAAACCGCACCCUGAAAGAAGAUCUGGAGAAAAUGUUGGAAGAGCAGUCACAGCUAAAAGAAAAACAAGCUGAUUAUGAAGACAUGAACAAGAAACAACUAAUGAAUGCUAUUACUAAGCUUGAAAAGCGCCUUGAAAAGACCGAGGUAGAGACAGCCUCUGUCAAGUCUGAAACCUCCACUAACAACAAGGGGACAGUGAAUACCAAAGGUAAGAUUACCCUUGAAGGCAGCCUGGCAGAGAGACUGGAUCAACUGGACCAGAGAGAGACGGAACUCCUUGAGGAGCUGGAGAAACAGAGAAAUAUCAUUAAGAGGCUGAAGGAGGACAGGCAGCACUACAGACAGCAGGCAGACGACAGAGAGAAGGAAAUUAAAACACUGAGGAAGGAGAUCGAGGCUCUACAAUCCGAAGUUGGCAAGCCACGCAGUAUCGCAGGGUCUCGGCCCUCUAGUGGCAGACCUAAGAUUUCCCCUCGACUAUCAAGACGAGAUUCUGUGGAGAGUACAGCUAGCAGCAGAGCCAGAAGAGAGAAGGAGAAGGAGGAAUUGGACAGGAAAGUACAAGACUUCCAGGAGCAGAGGGCAGCCAAGAGCAUCCAGAAAGGUUGGAAAGGUUUCAAGACCAGGAAGGCUCUGGAGGAAGAAGAAGAGGCCAGGAAGAGGGAAGAAUUGAUUGAAAGCUUCAGGAAGAGUAGAGCAGCAAAAACCAUUCAAAAAGAAUGGAGAGAUCACCAUAGAAAAGUAGUAAUUGAUGAAGAAAAACGGAAAGCUCAGGUGGAAAAGUUUCGUGAGCAGCGGGCUGCGAGGAGAAUCCAGAAAGGCUGGCUUGAUUACCAGCAGAUAAAGAUAGAGAGAGAAGAUGAUGAAGCUGCUGAGACCAUCCAGUCAGCACUCCGCGGCCAUAGCAACCGAAGGAAACAGCUCCGCAGAUACAGGGAUGAGGAGGAAGAUGAAGAAAAUAUUGAGGAAGAGGUUGAUGAGGAUGAGGAGGAGACAGAGGAUGAGGAUGUCAUGCUCAUCCAGUCCACUCUCAGAGGACACAAGACAAGGAAAGAUCAGCUGAGAAACAGUGCUCUUAAACAAGAGGAGGCUGAAACAGACGAGGCUGCGUUGUUGAUUCAGUCUGCUGCACGCGGCCACUUGGCAAGGAAAUAUAAUUUACAAACAUCUCUAAGAUCUCGUCCAGGCAGCACGCGGACCUCACCAAGGUCAUCAAGACCAAGCAGCGCCAAGGCCUCUCCCCAUGUUUCCAGGCGCAGCAGUGCACAGUCGCGCAGACUCAGUAAGAUUACACUGUUUAUGUAA